Entamoeba invadens IP1 is the source of this 402-nucleotide messenger RNA. RefSeq lists its product as hypothetical. The record is from RefSeq and is a predicted model, not a curated record. The transcript has a single exon. Bases 1 to 402 code for a protein of 133 amino acids. NCBI's taxonomy places the organism in Eukaryota, Evosea, Mastigamoebida, Endamoebidae.
AUGACACAAACAACUGAACUAAUCAAGGACCAAACAGUCAAACAACGAAUUAGAAAUGAGGUGAAUUUCUUGUCGUAUCGAGAUUGGAAGAAUAUUAUUAAGCCAGACUAUUCGAUUUGGGAGGAAAGCAACGACGCAUGGACUUCCUUAAGUGUCCCACUGCGGUACUAUGGAUUCACACAAAUUCAAGGCCACCACAGAUUGUUGGCGACUGCUAUGAUGGAAGAGAAGUAUUACAAAGAUACUAAAAGAGCCGAAUUACUGAGAAAAAGACACAGGACCUAUCAACUUUAUUUGAGAAAUUGUUCUGAAAUGAAGAGAAAAGGUACUUCGUCCAAGUCAUUUGGCAGGACAACAAAAAGUGAUCGUCGACACAUCGACUGCAACUAUGGCGUUCAGUGA